UAUAAGUGAGGAGCAAGCUGUCAAGUGGUGUCAGUUCCACGCCACCCUGGAAUGGGUCCCGCACACACUAUCCCUCCACGCCUCGGACCUACCAGAUCUCCAGAGCCCUGAAAGCAAGCUCUGGCCCUCUGAGCCUCUGGACGUGACCGUGAUUGUGGAUAGUAGGCACGAAGGAGAUCGGAGUAGGAAAUGGAAAGCUGCAGAGAGAAAACCUACCUCAGCACGGGAUCCCGCCUGCAAUAACUUCUUUGCUACUAAAUUCUCCAUCAAACCCCCCUCCCGCCAAUCCCCAAUACUUCAGGUACCGAGCCAAAAGCCUUCUUGGACUGUCUCACAGCCGCCCCAUACGUGAUGCAAGGUGAGACAACUCUGGGCCGGCCCUCAAAACUUAAAGAACCCUGUGGAUUGUGGCUUCGAGACUGUUACUGAGCUUCCUUCGCGCUUGGUACCUCGGGUUCCCCUUAGAGAGCGAGUUGUAAGGUAACUUUCCCCAAGCCCGGCCGCUUUGUACCGGCCAGGGCUGCUCCUCUUGCCCCAGCACCCUCUGCCACAGACAGGCCCCGAGCGCCUGGGCCCGGGCCCCCAUUUCUCCUCCAGGGGAGCUGGGUGGCCAAGGCCCGGCCCAGGGGAUGACUGAGGAGAGGCGGCAUUCUCCCCAGCGAGACCGCCCCGAAGACAGGGGCCUGCAGCAUCCGCCCACGCCAGUGGCCGAGGCUGCGGGCAGGAGCCUCCCCCUGAUGCCGGUAGUGAAGGUAGAGAAGGAGCCCGCUGCCUGUGAGCCUUCGGGGGGCCUCAGCGAGCUGGGGGAGCCGGUGGCGAAGGCGGGCGGCGGCGGCGGGCGCAGGAGGAAGAGGCCCCUACAGCGAGGUAAGCCCCCUUACAGCUACAUCGCUCUCAUCGCCAUGGCCAUCGCGCACGCCCCGGAUAGGAAGCUGACCCUGGGAGGCAUUUACAAGUUCAUCACGGAGCGCUUCCCUUUCUACCGGGACAACCCCAAAAAGUGGCAGAACAGUAUCCGUCACAACCUCACCCUGAAUGACUGUUUUAUCAAGAUUCCCCGGGAGCCGGGUCGCCCGGGCAAGGGCAAUUACUGGGCGCUGGACCCCAACGCCGAGGACAUGUUCGAGAGCGGCAGUUUUCUGCGCCGGAGGAAGAGGUUCAAGCGCACAGACCUCUCCACCUACCCGGCUUACAUGCACGACGCAGCGGCGGCGGCCGCCGCGGCGGCCGCGGCGGGCAUGUUCCCCAGCUCCGUGCCAGUGGCGCGCCCUCCCUACCCUGGCUCCGUGUAUCCCAACGUGGCGGCCGCCAUGAGCCCAGCGGGCUAUGGCCAAACGCUGGGCCCCCACUCCUCCGUCUACUACCCGGCGUCGUCCCCUGGCCAAUGCCGGGUAUUCAGCAUCAACAGCCUGGUGCACAGUCCUGGAGAGCUCCUGCAGCAGCAGCCUGCGCCGCCGCCCGCGCUCGGACGCGCGCUUAGCCCGGAACUCAGCCAGGCACCCUCGGUCGCCGCAGGCUCCUGCUCCUUCGGGGCCUCAGCCGCCGCGGCCGCUGCCUCCUAUAGCAACCCGGCGUGCAGCGGAGGAGGCGGAGGUGGUAGCGGAGCCGGGCCCGCGGGCGUGCUGCCUCGGCCGUCCAACCCCAUGGCCUACACCUAUCCGGUUCCCAACGGCCACCUGCCCAUGAACCACGGGUCAUAUCCUCAGGGAAACAGCAGCCAGCUGUUUGGGGCGUCCAGCAGGCUGGCAAUGUCCACCUCCCCCUCGGGGGCCAACGACCCUGUGGACUUCUAUGGCCGCAUGUCCCCAGGCCAGAUCAGUUCGCUGGCGCACAGCUACAAUCCGGGCGGGCAGCUCGGGGCCGGCCCCAACGCCUACCACGUCCGGCACUCUGCCUACUCCAGCAAUGUGGAAAGGUUCGUGUCGGCCAUGUGAAAAAAAAAAAACCCACCACCCCCAGCCACCAAGAGAAAUUGGAGCGACACGGACCCCACUCCUACUCCAUCGGGCAAAAGGUGCCCUGGCGGCCAGGCCUGAGCGGUGGGGUUGUGGAGGACCAGGAGGAAGGUAGAAAUAACUCAAACUGUGCAAUAGGGAGAAAAAAAAAACGGUUGGGAGUCUGUGUGUUGGGAUGAGGGGUACCUGAGGGAGAGAGGGGGCAUGGCGAGCAUUGCCUCGCGGCAUUGUCCCAGUGAGGCAAGGGCCUCCACUAAAGGUUGCCCCAGAGUAUCCCGCCCUUGCGCAGCGCCCAGCUAAUUACAGCUUAAUGUGCUCCAUCACUAUUCCUGUGCCCUCAUUGGUACAGAAUUCUUUCAUGGGGCUCUAGAAAGACGAAAUGCUCAGGGUGCUCUUCGUGAAUGAGGGCAGAAGGCGCGGGGUGCAGGGAGAAUCCGACCAGGCAACUGGAAGGGGAUCAAAGACACUGGGUCCAACCUGCAACGUUCUCCCAGGUGCCUGUUUGCUUGGAGAGCAGUUCCCUGGGAAGCUGUUGGUCAACAGGCUGCUCAGGAGCAUCAGCCGAAGGGAGACGUGCAGCCUGUUGCUUUGUUUUAUUUUGUUCUAAUGGCUUUCUUGCCUUUUCACCCAGGUGGUUUGUGACAUGAAUUCAUUCCAGCAAACAAACAAUUGGCUGCUUCCUUCGAACUUUCUUUGUAUACCCGGAACAACGGGCAUUUUCAUACGGUGUCUGCUCCUCGUG
Messenger RNA from Phascolarctos cinereus (koala), 2697 nucleotides. It is a transcript of the gene FOXE1, whose product is annotated as forkhead box E1. Gene Ontology annotation, molecular function: RNA polymerase II cis-regulatory region sequence-specific DNA binding; DNA-binding transcription factor activity, RNA polymerase II-specific. Gene Ontology annotation, biological process: cell differentiation; regulation of transcription by RNA polymerase II; anatomical structure morphogenesis. NCBI's taxonomy places the organism in Eukaryota, Metazoa, Chordata, Mammalia, Diprotodontia, Phascolarctidae. The record is from RefSeq and is a predicted model, not a curated record.